CGCAUUUCCACUUCUGCACUAAUCGCAGUCUUUAAAUCUCUAUCCCUCAUUUCGUUUCCAGAUAUGCAGCGCACUUCCAUCGUGCAUUACUGGGUAAGCUACUAGAAGGGAAUGAAGGUUUGCUGAAGGAGGUGGGCAGCGAUACGGCCGAGGAUUAGCCGGCCGUCUAUCUACUGAAUCUAUAUCACGUCAGAUCUCAGGCGGCCCCCUCCUCCGGUUUGUGUGAAUCAAAGGCAGAGUAAGGAGGCAGGGUUUGGGCCUUGUGUUUGUGCGGGCUGGCGGGGGCUUAUGACCGAACCGUUUGGUGGCUCUGGUCAGUUCUUGGCCUGCGCUCAACCCCGGUGUGUUGGUGGCUGUGGUCAGUCUUUGGCCUGUGUUCAACCCCAGCGUGUUGGUGGCCCCGGUCAAUCUUUGGCCUGUGUUCAAACCCAGUGCGUUAGUGGCCCCGGUCAGUCUUCUCUCCCUGCAUUCAAAACCCGACGUGUCGGUAGCCCUAGACUUACUUGACGGCAGGCAACUCACCAAACGUCAAG
This is a messenger RNA of Ilyonectria robusta, 533 nucleotides long. RefSeq lists its product as uncharacterized. NCBI's taxonomy places the organism in Eukaryota, Fungi, Ascomycota, Sordariomycetes, Hypocreales, Nectriaceae. Bases 289 to 507 code for a protein of 72 amino acids. The record is from RefSeq and is a predicted model, not a curated record. The transcript has a single exon.